UGGAAAGAAUGCCUUUUGUUUGCCAACAAUUAUCACUUGUUUACAAUUAAACCGAUAUGAAUGAAAAGAAAAAAAUGAUUUUCUAAUGCAAUACUCGAGCUACCUGGAAGUUGUCCUCACCAGACUAAAAACAGCCUUCUGAAUCCUAGCGCUCUGGCGCCCCCCAUCGACUGCAUCCUCACACGACGGCGUCAUCAUGGAGGCGAAGCGGACGUCUGGAGCCGAGUGACGGGGGAAGACACGAAGCCGCACGUCGCCUGCUUUGCUUCGCACCCCACUUUGAAAGAUUAAAAACGGUCAUCCUCCAGCAGCAAGUCCAGUGAACAAGACACCGGGCAUCAUGAAGCACUUCCUGAGGGUGUUGACCCAGUUCUUCGUGUUCCUUUACUGCAAAUGUCUGUGGCGAGGCCUGAAGUUCGUGGCGCGCAAGUUCACGGGACGCUGUGAACUGCAGCGGAUCUGCUACAACAACAAACACGGCGCACGCAGGACACUGAAGAUAGAGUCGUCUCUGAAGUACUCUAAAAAUGAGUUGCUUCAGUCCGCCCUCAGCACGCACCCCGAUAAAGUGGAGAAAAUCAUUGACGACAUCAUGACUCUGAAGAAGAUCAACCCUGACACCAACCCUCAGUUGGGCAUCUCCCUACAGGCCAGCCUGCUGCAGAUCGUGGGCUACAGGAAUUUGGUGGCCGAGGUGGAGAAGCUCCGGCGGGAGCCUUAUGACUGCGAAAAUGCACAACACGAGGAUAUGCUGAUCAAGUUGUGGAAGGAGCUGCGUCCUGACACUCCUCUGACCGGACGGAUUUCCAAGCAGUGGUGCGAGAUCGGAUUCCAAGGCAGCGAUCCAAAGACGGACUUCCGAGGCAUGGGCCUGCUGGGUCUCCACAAUCUGCUAUACUUUGCAGAACACGACAAGGCCGCGGCUCUGCAGAUGCUCCACGACUCCCUACUGCCCAAGCACAAGAGUGCGCACAGGAGUCGCAGCGAGGCAAACACAUCUGAGUGGGAGCAGAAAAACGUUGACAAAGCCAUUGGCUAUUCUUUCGCUAUUGUGGGCAUCAACAUCACAGACCUGGCCUACUCGCUGCUGGUGAGCGGCGCCCUGAAGACACACCUGUACAACGUGGCCCCCGAAAUGGCCACCCUGCUGGACCUCAAGCAGACCUUCUGUUACUUGAUGCAGGAGUUCCACCGCUUCUGGAUCGAGGAGGAUCCCAGCGAUAUCAUGGAGUUCAACAGCGUACGGGCCAAGUUCCACCGGCGGGUCCUGCGGCAGCUGCAGGAUCCGGACGCGGCGCUGUGCCCACACUUCUCGGCCGCCGACCUCCGUUUGGUCAACCUUUAAGCACCCCCCCCACCCCCGCCCCUCACCACACCAUCGGAAGUCCCGGUAGGACCGUCGUUAAAAACGCUCGGGCUAACUUCAUGAAUGCCUCAUUGCCGGCGGCUUAUGUAUUCAAUAUUUAUUUCGAUUUACACACACACACACACACACACACACACCACCAGUGUCAGACAUCACCACAGCGAUUGUUGCACCAUCGUCGUCUCACUUUUACUUUUAUGAUUGUAUGACGCACGUUACCAAGAGGUGGAGGACAUGAGUCACGUGACUUGAGUGAAGUCAGACAGUGGCCACUGGUCAGACCUGGGAUUUUUACUUAUGAAAGACUCGACUCGACUCGACUCGACUUGACUUGAACGCAAUCAUAUGCGAAUCAGAUUGUUUUUUUUCACCUUUACUCUGAACAACUAAACUUUCUAUUGUCUUUUGUGCUCAGACCAAAGCAAUAAAAUUACAGUGAGGCCUUGAAAUAUGAGUGACUCGGCUUUGUAGAUUUUUUUUACUUUGACUUGCGAGCACAGUCUUUAGAUACGAGUGCUAUGUGGUGCCAGUGAACUCAACUCACUUCACGGCAAGCAGCAAUUUGGCAGAUAUACUUGGUGAGCAAUUCUUCAAAAAAGAGGCUUCAAGAUGCUUUCCGUCAUUUUCGUCAAGUUUACUUCAGACUUAGCGUAAAACAAAGAGAAUUAUGCCGUAUGCGCUUAAAACCUCCAUAUACCGUAAUUUCCGGCCUACAGAACGCACCGGAUCGUAAGCCUCACCCAGUACAUUUGUAAAGAAAAUACCAUUUGGUACAUACAUAAGCCAGACCUGUGGAAAAAAAAAAAAAAAACAUACCGGUAAAAUUCUCCCAGACGUGGUAGUAGCACAGCAGCAACACGCUAGCACAGCGCUAACAUGGCCGGUUAAAAAAAAAACAUACCGGGAAAAAUCACUGAAACACGCCAGUAACACAGCAGCAACAUGCUAGCACAGUGCUAACUUUGGCGCAGCGCUAACAGAGCCGGUAAAAAAAACAUUCCGGUAAAAGUCACUUCCUCAGCACAUAUAUUACACUGGCCUCACUCUUACCUUUUGCACUCGAGUGCCCCUUUGCGGGCGUUAGAAAAAAUGCACAAAAUAGCCGCAUCACCGCAUAAACCGCAGGGUUGAAAAGGUGUGAAAAAAGUCGCGGUUUAUUGGCCGGAAAUUGCGGUUGCUUCGGCGUUUCAUCUGCUAGCUCAAUACUAACGCUAAAUAGCGUCAAUGUUGCUUUAACCCUUUCAGCUUCAGAGUGAACACAAAUGAUGCAGCGUCUCAUAUUAACAGGAAUCACAGGCAUGAACAGUAUUCUUUAUCCUCUACCAAAAACAACUUACCAUAAUUUCUGGCCUACAAUCUGCGACUUUUUUCACACGCUUUCAACUCUGCAGUUUAUGCGGUGAUGUGGUGCUAGCGUUAGCGCGUCCCUAGCGUUAACGCAGUGCUAGCGUUAGCGCACCUGGUUAUAAGCCUAGGUACAGAGAAAGAGUUUAACGCUAGUGCCGCGCUAACUCUUUCUGUGUACCGAGGCUUAUAACCAGGUGCGCACUGUAGGCUGGGAUUACGGUAAUGCCAUACUGAUGAUCUGAGAGAGGAGUUGGACGUCACAAUGAACAUAUUUGCCCCCAGGGCAGGCACACCGAAGGAGCAACACAACAGCCAUUCAAUUGAUGCAGCGUGACAAAAACUGCUUAAAUCUCUUUCAUCUUUACUGUAUUUUUUUAUAAAGUACAUUAUUCUAGAGGAUAAUUUUCAACACUAAAAGACACCAAGCAACCACUUUAAUUUUUUGGGGGGGGCUGUAAUGAUUCAAUGGUAUUUCCAUUCAUUUAUUGUUUUUAAUUACAGGUGAUGAUGGAAUGAAUUAAACUUGUAUCUCAAGGUACCACUGUAUUCCUGGUGUCAAGAAACUAUGUUGAAGUGAGUUGAGUGAGUUGACUCUCCACACUUCGCUUUUUAGCUCCACAUAGAUAUGAAAUCGUACAUUUUGUUAAGUAUUAUCAUAAAACAUUUUUAUUUCUUGGCAAGCCUUGGCGGCGGCUAACCGAAUCCGGCUUCAUCCUUCGAGACAAUCGUUUGUUGUUGUCGAAAGUCAUGACCCCGUGACCUUUUGAAGACGUACACUUGUGACUUGAAUUUCAAAUGGCGGCAACACGAGUCGCCAGCGUUCGGCCACUCAUGAAAACCGAUUGCAGAACCCCACACCUUGUGCAAUGGUUCGACGAGGCUAGCCAGGUUGCUAUAGAAACACAAAUCUUUUUCCAAACCAGAUUCACCCAUAUAAGGAAAUUGCCAAUUGUUUUGCUUGAUUUUCCUCCACAAUAAUUUGUGACUUCCUUGAAAUUUGAACAAGAUUAAUAUUAGAGAAUUGCUUUUGACUUGCUCUUUUGUGACUUACUCCUCACCUCGACUCUUUACACGAAUUUGACUUUAUCUCGUAGCAAAAAUAAACAAAUCACUCUGAACCAAAUAAAAAUAGAGUAAAAAAAAAAACACUAAUAAUAAUAAUGACUUGUACAUACGUAAUUGUAAUUCGAUGACCACCUUUGAAUGUGUAUGUUUUAAAUGGUGUCUUUAUAGCAUUACAAUGCUUCUCAUUUGCCUUUAUUUCUCCCAAAACAACAACAACAACACUUUCUAUCAUGAAUGUUUUUCACAUUAAGGAUUGUUUCUGUUUGAAUCCAUGGAAUGUGACACAUUUAAUGUCCGCCGUCAGCCAAAGCAAUAACUCCGACUCAUUUGAUGUAGACGAGGCGCAGCGUGCUUGUUUUGAUUAUUAUUAUUUUUUUUUAAAUUAACUUUUGUUAUGGCUUUAGUAGAUCUCCGUUGACAGGUUGGGGAUGGAAUGAUAAAAGUUGGGAUGGAAAAAAAAAAAGUCAAUGCAACAGAAGUGUAAAAAAAUAAUGGGAGAAACAUUUGGUGUUAUACUAUAUGUCUUAAUGUACACACAUUAUAAUUCAGCAAAACCUUAAUAUUUCUGUGAUACGUUUUAAUAAUGUAAAUAUUGUACCUGGGUCAAAAUUCUGACAUUCAGCAACAAACAAGAGUUGCACGUCAAUAUUUCUUGAUUAACUUCUUUUUAUUGGUUUAUUGUUAUUAUAUGUUUUAUUAGAUUAAAUGUAAUUACAUGAAGUUUAAUUUCUUUGCAAUUAUUCCUUUUUUUUAAUUUAGCAUUUAA
Molecule: messenger RNA, 4544 nt
Organism: Syngnathoides biaculeatus (alligator pipefish)
Lineage: Eukaryota; Metazoa; Chordata; Actinopteri; Syngnathiformes; Syngnathidae
Gene: elmod1
Product: ELMO/CED-12 domain containing 1
Exons: 13
Coding region: 341-1345 (334 amino acids)
Molecular function (GO): GTPase activator activity
Source: RefSeq, a predicted model, not a curated record